AUGGAAUGUCCUAUGUGUUUUGAAUUCUACGCUCAAGAUAAAGUUGCGAGAAAUCUUCUUUGUGGUCAUACGUAUUGCACCCCAUGUCUUGAAACAUUGUAUAAUGUAAGUAAAAGAAUCGAAUGCCCUCUUUGCAGGACCAAACAUGACCCUAAUAUGAAACCUCAUAACCUAAGCAAGAAUUUUGUGGCUAUGGACUUGGCCUCAAGGCAUUUAGACGAAUAGUAAGAAGGACCCAUUAACAAUUAGAAAAUCAUUUGAACUAUGCUCAAUACAUUCUAAACAUCCAUUACAAUUUUAUUGCGAAGAUGAUUAAAAAGAUAUGUGCACAGAAUGCAUAAGUGAUCAUUAUGGACAUAAGUUCUUUAAAUAUGAACAUUCUGGUAUUGAGCAAAUGCUUAAAUUAGUAUCUUUAUAACUUAAUAGAGUAGGGAGAAUCCAAUAAAAACUAAGGAGUCAAUAUGAGACACUGGAAAAAUAGAUAAAAGAUUUUGAUGAUUGUAAGGAGAAAUUAGAAGUUGAUAACAUAAAAUUGGUACAUAUUGUAAAGUAGAAAUUAGAUCUAAUAAAUUGACGAUUAAUUUGAUAUAAUAAUUGAAAAGUGUGAAAAAAGGAGAAAAGAAUUGAAAGAUAAUUUGCUAAAAAUGUUCAAUUUAGAAAGUGAAUAGAUAGAAUCGAAUUUAGUAAUGAAUCAAUCCUUAUUAACUGAUAUGGCUCUCUUAUUGGAGAAAUUGGAGUCAAAGUAUAAUGAAUUAAGUACUAUUGCUUGAAAUAUAUAGAGAGUACAAAAGUAUUUAAAGGGAAUGAUCCCAUCAAGGAGAUUAAUGAUUUAGAUGAAUCUGUGGAUAGAGAUAUUGCGUAACUAAAAUCAUUGAAAGGAGGUGAAUUAAAAAUAUUACCAAAAUUAUAUUUUGAGUAAAACCUGAUUAUUGAAAUUCUCAAAUACGGUCAAUUCAAAAAUGAACUCUAAAAUCCUUAGAUAUGCUAUUUUGGAGAGAAACAUAAAAUUUUAGUUUACAACAUCGAGAAAAAUGAUUGGUAAUAUAGAUAGAUGGCGAAUGUAUGAUAUCAUUAAUUAGUAGAAUACAUUUGAUUACAAUUAUUACGCUGCUGCUGCAAGUUUGCCCAAUGGAGACAUCAUAAUGACUGGAGGGGGAGUUAGUAGAAAUGUUAUGUUGAUUUCGCCAUCCAAAGGAUUUUAAUAGUAGGCUUUGAAGAGUAUGUACUAUCCCCGAAAAGAACACGCUUGUGUUUAUCUGGAUGGACAUGUUUAUGCAUUAGGAGGGUAUUUGAGAAAAAUGAUCUAAUAAGUUAUGAUGGUACUUCAAAACAGAUGUUAUCCUGUUGUGAGAAGUAUAGUUUGGUUGCAGAUGAAUGGAAGAUGAUUGAUCCACUUUAAAAGUAGAAAUGUGCUUUUGCUGCUGCUGCAGCCCUGAAUAAAUAUAUUUAUGUGUUUGGAGGAUUCGAUGGAAGAGAGAGACAAAACACCAUUGAGAGAUAUUCCGUAAAAGAUAAUCAAUGGAAGGUUUUGGAAUUCAAAUUCAAGUAAGGAUUUAGUAAUGCAGCAGCACUCACUUAUGACGACAAUUCAAUUCUCAUUUUAGGAGGAGGGUAUACCCAUUUAUCCUUAUUAUAAGUUCUAAUCAAGGUUUUAGUAAUAGUUUACAAGUCUUUGACACAAGCAAUCAAACAAUUAGGAUUAUUAGUAUGAUGACAGAGGGGAGGGAUUUGAGAAAUAAACUAAUCCUCUAUAACAAUUACUUAUAUGCAUGUGGUGGCAAUACCAGUUCUAUUGAAAAAUUUUCCAUAUCCCAAUAGGUCUGGACUACUCUGAAGUAUUUAAACUUUGCUAUUGUUAAAUUAGAAGUUAUGAUUACUUAGUUUAAGAUAACUUGGAUUCUUGGUGUAGUGCCUUCACUUUUGAUAUGAAUGAUUCGUAUUCUUUAUCAAAUUUGAUGAAAAAAUGUUAAUCUAAAGAGGUAAAUUAAUAACACUAUAUUUUAGUUAUAAUAAUAUUAACAAUAGGAAUAAAUUAUGUUUGAGAAUGAUUCAUUCAAUCAGGAUGGAAUGAGUGAUGUAUCGGAUGACUAAUUUUAUGGUAAUCAAAGUCAGGUUUAGUAGAAUUAUUGGUAUUGA
Paramecium octaurelia is the source of this 2136-nucleotide messenger RNA. The record is from the annotation of a GenBank genome assembly. Lineage: Eukaryota; Ciliophora; Oligohymenophorea; Peniculida; Parameciidae.